UCAAUGUGGUGGGAAGCAAGUGCAAUUGAAACGAACGGAAUAGUCCUCACUCCUUACUCCUUACUCAACCUGUUUGUAGAAAUGUCUGCAACCAAACAUCAAGUUCUCACGCUCCUUUCCAGAAUGGUUAAAGCUCCGCCGCAGAAAGCUCUUUCCCUCCUCACCUCCUCUGCUCACCACACUCAUGAAUCCAUUUCAAUAAUCAUCCAUUACCUUCUCUCUCUCAACAUGCUGUCGCAGGCCGAAUCCUUCAUCGUACGACUACUCUCUGGUAAAAUGCCAUCCCCCUUCUUCACAAUCACUUCCCUUCUACCCUAUUUGACCAACAAUUCCAAUUCUUUCCGCGUUUAUGAAACAAUCAUUAGCGCUCAUCUCAAAGCGCAGCUGCCGGUGGAGCGCGCUCUCACCUUGGUUGAUGAAAUGAUCGAUAGAGGGUUUUCACCGUCGUCGAUUCUUUUUAAUUCUCUGUUGAAGUGUCUCGUGAAAGAAGGCCAUUUUGAUAAGGCUUGGCGGGUUUUUGAGAAAUAUAAGGGAAGAGUUGGAUUGGAUGUUUAUACCUUUGGGAUUUUGAUAAAAUGCUGCUGCGAGAAUGAUAAUUUGGAGAGGGGUUUUCAGGUUUUGGGUCAAAUGUGUGAUUUGGGUUUUAGCCCUAACGUCGUUGUGUACACUACGUUAAUCGAUGGGUGCUGUAAGAAGGGCAAGGUCGAGAAGGCGAAAAGAUUGUUCUUUGAAAUGGAGGAUAUCGGAUUGAUCGCCAAUCAAUACACUUACACCGUGUUGAUAAAUGGGGUUUUCAAGAAAGGUUUGAGGAAAGAUGGGUUUGAGCUUUUUGAGAGGAUGAAGAGUGAAGGGGCAUUGCCUGAUUUGCAUACCUACAACUCCGUGCUCAACGCGUAUUGCAGUGGUGGUGAAAUGCGUAGAGCCUUCCAACUGUUCGAUGAAAUGCGCCACAGAGGGGUGACAUGCAAUGUCGUGACUUACAAUACAUUAAUUGAGGGGCUGUGUAAGCAGAGGAAUGUGGGGGAGGCGAAGAGAUUGCUGGGUGAGAUGACGAGCUGCGGUUUGAGACCGAGUUUAAUCACUUACAACUUGUUAAUGGAUGGGUACUGCCGCAUUGGGAUGGUUGAGAAAGCUUUGUAUUUGCACGACCAACUCAAGUCUUUUGGUCUAUCUCCAACCGUGAUCACCUACAAUGUCCUGAUUGCAGGAUGCGCAAGAAGUGAGGAUUCGUCUCGGGUUUUGGACUUGGUAGGUGAGAUGGAAGAGAGGGGGAUUUCUCCAUCGAAAGUGACAUACACUAUCUUGAUUGAUUUCUUUGCGCGGUCUAACAACAUGGAGAAAGCACUCGAACUCCUCGCUUACAUGAAGAGGACUAGUUUGGUUGCAGAUGUUUACACUUACAGCGUCUUGAUAAAAGGGUGGUGCAAUGAAGGAAACAUGAGGGAAGCAUCAAAAUUGUUGGGGAUGAUGUGUGAGAUGGAAGUCGAACCCAAUGAUGUAAUAUACAAUACGAUGAUCCAUGGAUACUGCAUACAAGGUAGCUCGUAUAAAGCAUUGAAGCUCCUCAAAGAAAUGGCUGAAAAGGGUAUGGUGCCUAAUGUAGCUAGUUACAACAUGACAGUCCAAGUCCUUGAGGGAGAUGGGAAACAAGACGCGGCCCAUAAUCUUCUUGCUGCCAUGUUGAAAUCCGGCCUAAAACCGUCCAACACCCUCUCGUUUUGAUGUAAAGAGGGAAAAUUUGAUUUGUGCAGAUUGGUUCCCUGCGGAUCAACCAGAGAAAAUGCAGUCCGACCACUUUUGGAACUUUGAUGAUCUUUGGUAAGCUUGCGUAACUUCCAUCUGCCUAGUUUGGAAAGUAUUUAUAAACAAAGAUUGGGAAAGCCCUCUUCUAGAAGUGUUUUAUAGUAUUACUUAAUAUGCAAAAUGAGAGACUUAUACAAUUAUGAAGGUGCACUUUCAGCUUAUAAGGCUAUGAGUAGUUUGUAGAAAUAGUUCAAAACAUAGUGCUAGGCAAUGUCGUAUUCGGCCAUUUCCUAAACUACACCAAUUUGGUGUAAAAUCUGCAAGUUGCUAUGAACUUCCACUCCAAACACUGCAGCAAAGCUGCAGUAAAAUGCCAAAAUGCUACAGUGGUUUGGAGGAAUACUGUUCAAAGAAACACAUAACUGUUCAUGGCUGCAAAGCACUAUCCGCACGAGCCAAAUUCUAUAUAUUCUCUCUUUCACAAUUUUAAAUAUAUUUUGUGUGUGUUCUUUUUAACCUCAGUCUUUUGUAUACUUUUUAUUGAUAUAAUUUCUUAACUAUAAUUUUCAUUGUUGCAAUUUGAUUGAUUUAAUCACUAUGAAAUAUGUAAAUUGAUUUCGUAAUUUCAAUUGUGUAAUACAAAUAAAAAUGUUUACUAAAAUUUAUUAAUGAAAUAAUAUUCAAAAAAAUUAACACAAAAUUCUGUAAAGAACAAAGCUUCAGAUAUUAGACGCGCUAAUGGGGGGAAGUAAAUAUUAGUAUUUGCAUUUUUUUAUAGCUAAAUAUCACUUGUAGUUAAAUCUAUAUUGGUGUUCAAAAUCUAUGAGUUUUUUUUUUUUUUUGUUAUUGUAUACCGUUGGAGAUCAUUCCAUUGUUUGCACAAUGUAGACCAUUGGAGAUGACCUCAAGAAAUUAUGUUAUAGAAGCAAUAUGAUAAACUUGAUGAGUGUUGAAAGCUUGGUUAGUGAUUAAAAUUUCAAUUUUGAAAACAAUAGAAGUGAGUGAAAGAGGUGGUUGUGACAUGACAUCGUACUUUAUAAAAGUAGGUGCAGUAUGGAGAGGACGGGACUCCUUGCACUUAUUGGAUUCCAACAAUUUCUGAUAGAACUUCAAAGUCGAUGCUAUAUCCUUUAUUAUUCGCAGAGGAUCAGAGGAGACCUGACAGAGCUUGAAGGAAAACUUCUUCGGGUCAGAAAUGAGCCCAAGAUCCAUCUCGCGAAUAGAGAGAUGGGCGUGGAUCAAAGCAAGUUUGAAAUUCAGAAUCCAGCAAUGAGUGUGGUCAAGAAUCUCCAUUCUUUUUCCAGCUGACGAGCAUGGUGAUGCAGCGCUUGACAAUGUAGAAUUUGGCCUUCUGCUCCUUGGCCAAGUUGGUGCACUUGCGCGUGAAACCGGAGCACCUCUGGGAGGAGCUUCUCGGGAGGGAGGAUUUAGAGGAGGAGUGGCCGAAGGGGUUCUUGGUGGAGAAGCUCUUCUGAAGCGAUGACUUAGUGGAGACGCUCCUCGACAUAGACGCUUUGGAGGAGGAAUGCGGCCUAUCUUCUUUGGAUAACUUCCAUUUCUCAUCCAUGUAAUACUCCAUCGAUCCACCCUCCUUGCCAAUGCUGAUGUUGAUGAUGCUGAUGCUGAUGCUAAUGAGAGAGGGAUGGAUAUGUAGAGAGAGAGAGAGAUAGAGUUGUGAGAUGAGGUGGUGGUGGGACAAUAUAUACUAGUGUGGAGACAAUGGUGGUGUGGUGGGUGUUAUUGACGACUGUUGUGUAGCAGCAUCACAUGUGGAUGCUUGAGUAAAAUGGUCAGGCUUUGCACCUUACUUUAUAAUUUGCAGCCAAAUUCUAUGCUGGAUCUCGUUUAUUAUA
Salvia miltiorrhiza (redroot sage) is the source of this 3596-nucleotide messenger RNA. Its product is annotated as pentatricopeptide repeat-containing protein At4g11690. The record is from RefSeq and is a predicted model, not a curated record. The transcript has 3 exons. The coding region runs from base 4 to 1722 and encodes 572 amino acids. Gene Ontology annotation, molecular function: protein binding. NCBI's taxonomy places the organism in Eukaryota, Viridiplantae, Streptophyta, Magnoliopsida, Lamiales, Lamiaceae.